GCAGCAGGACAGACACACACUCCUCCUCCUCCUCCUCCUCACAGACACUCAGCUCCCCACUGAAGAUGCAGUUCUGUGGCUGUUUGCUGUUCUCCUGCCUGCUGUCCAUCAAUCUGCUGCACUGCAGUGUCGACGGCUUCAGAGUCCAACAUCAACCUCAGCAUGUAGACUUGCCCGCGUUGAGGCCUCUGGCAUCUCUUCAGCCCCAUCUUGGAGGGGUGAAGCCAGGGGAGGAGCUAACAGCGAAGUUGCUCCGAUUGGAUGACCUGGUGAGGAUGGAAAAUGACAUCAUGGAGCCAAAGAGGAAGAGGAGUUUCCCUGGCAACAACGCACCUCUAGACCGCCUGUCAACCAGCUCCAUGGAAACCAAACAGGCAGCAAACAAGCAGAGCAAAGCAGUGGAGUUGCCACGGCGACGAGUCAAUCCUCCUCCCAUUGACAGGAUUGGCAUGAGUCGUCUACCAAACAGCAGAGGGUAGGCCACGCCCCCUCCUCCUGAUAGCCCGCCCCCUCUCUACAGCAGCCCCCUCUGGACAGAGGAAUCACCACUGAUGCAUGAAACAGCCAAUCACCAACUGCCAGUCACCUGCUGAGACACGCCCACCACCUGCCAAUCACACAUCAAUGCUCCACCUUCAUUUUCACUUGGACACCAACCGACCCCAACCCCCCUUCACAGCGAUGAAUGUUCAGUGGUGGUGCAUUCAGGUGCUGCUUGGUAAAUUCAUCACAGGUGCAGAAAAGUCAGGACCAAAGAAAAACAAAUGAAAGCUCUACUGUUUUAUUUGAAUGAUCCGUGUGGUUUGAUCAGUGUUUAUGUCUUAAUAAGAAACUUUAAACUUUCAAGCACAUUCAAAACCCUCAUUUACUUAUUAUAUGAUUCUACACUGAACUUAACCUGAAGUUUGUUACACAGACAUAUCUGGGAAGGCUUCAUUGGAAACUUUGGAAAAAGGUCAAACAUUUAAAAAAAAAAUACUUGGCAGAUGAUUGGAUGAUUGGAGCCUGAAAAGAUGGAUUUGAUUUUCACUUGUGUGAAAUCAAGCUGCUGGCAACUCCAACGUCUGAAGGAUAAAAUUUCUGCACUAAAACAUGGCGACAGUAGUUUAAAUUUUAUGUCACAGGUUGAGGAAUUUUAGAUUUUAUACUUUCUGUAUUGAUAAACAGUUUUCCAGAUAAACAGUUUAAAAAAGUUAACAUCAAAUAUCUGACCAGAUUUAUGAUCUUGUUGGUUUAUUCUCUGAUCACAUAGAGAAAAUCACAAACCUUCUGUUUGUAAA
Molecule: messenger RNA, 1280 nt
Organism: Seriola dumerili (greater amberjack)
Lineage: Eukaryota; Metazoa; Chordata; Actinopteri; Carangiformes; Carangidae
Gene: ostn
Product: osteocrin
Exons: 5
Coding region: 66-479 (137 amino acids)
Biological process (GO): hormone-mediated signaling pathway
Molecular function (GO): signaling receptor binding
Source: RefSeq, a predicted model, not a curated record